Messenger RNA from Haemonchus placei, 186 nucleotides. The record is from the annotation of a GenBank genome assembly. Lineage: Eukaryota; Metazoa; Nematoda; Chromadorea; Rhabditida; Trichostrongylidae.
AUGGACGGAUUCUUGGCAGGACUCCGACUCAGAUGGAUCACUGAUUUAGCUUUUUCCGGUUCAUUGACCGUCUCCUUUGAAUUCCUGGCUAUCUGGUUGGUUCUGAAAAUGGGUAGCUCAACUUACUGGGACCUAGUUGAUAUUCGAAAAAGCAUGACUCCAAAUUAUGGUUACUCACGGAUAUGA